Poecilia latipinna (sailfin molly) is the source of this 5015-nucleotide messenger RNA. It is a transcript of the gene fmnl2a, whose product is annotated as formin-like 2a. Gene Ontology annotation, molecular function: small GTPase binding; actin filament binding. NCBI's taxonomy places the organism in Eukaryota, Metazoa, Chordata, Actinopteri, Cyprinodontiformes, Poeciliidae. Gene Ontology annotation, cellular component: cytosol. The record is from RefSeq and is a predicted model, not a curated record. Gene Ontology annotation, biological process: cell migration; regulation of cell shape; cortical actin cytoskeleton organization. Bases 575 to 3931 code for a protein of 1118 amino acids. The transcript has 29 exons.
UAGCUACGGGUUUGGGAGCUACGCCCCAACAUGAAGUGAGAGGCUUGGCCCCGUGAAAGGGCUCCCAGAGAGCCCCCUCCUUCCUCCUUAACAAGCUGGUCAGCAGUGCAGGGAUUAGGAAAGCCAGCUCCGCUCAGGGACUACAGACACACCGGGGAUUGAAAUAAGCGUGAAUCAUGCCCAUCGUCAUCUGUGUCGGCUGGGAGCGGAGCCGAAAUUGUGAAAGAUACGGAUAAUACUAGGAGGAGGAGGAGAGGUGGAAAGAGUCACGCUCCCAGGUCUUCCUUGUGGAAAAUGCCUCAUCGGGGACUCCGCUGCUGCCGCUCGGACCCGUCGCAUUAUGCCGCCCACCUCUCAUGUGUUUUAUUUUAAAGAAGAAGAAGAAGACGAAGAAGAAGAAGCAGUGACCUGGAUAAGCCCGAUAAGAGCCGCAUAAACGGGCAGAAAACGUAAGGGCGUGUGGGAUACACUUCCAAUAAAUUGCGGGGGAUUUUCAUCGAGAGUUAACAAGAAGGAGAAAAGUUGUGGCCGCUUGCUGGUGUUUUCUAUAAAAAAAAAAAAAAAAGGAGCAAACAUGGGGAACGCAGGGAGCAUUGACCAGCACACCGACCACCGACACAACAUGCCCCUGAAACUGCCCAUGCCAGAGCCGGGGGAGCUGGAGGAGAGGUUCGCACACGUUCUGAACUCAAUGAAUCUUCCUCCAGACAAGGCUCGACUGCUGCGACAAUACGAUAAUGAGAAGAAAUGGGAACUAAUCUGCGAUCAGGAACGAUUCCAAGUGAAGAACCCGCCGCACACUUAUCUCCAGAAGCUAAGGAGCUAUCUAGACCCUGCAGUGACACGAAAGAAAUUCAGACGGAGGGUACAAGAGUCCACCCAAGUCCUGAGAGAACUGGAAAUUUCGUUGCGGACCAAUCAUAUAGGGUGGGUGAGGGAGUUCUUAAAUGAAGAGAACAAAGGCCUGGACGUGCUGGUGGAGUACCUUUCAUUCGCGCAGUACGCCGUCACUUUUGAUGGCGACUGCUUGGAAAACAAUACAGAUGUCAUGAUGGACAAGUCCAAGACCUGGGGCCGGUCCAUAGAGGAUCUGCAUGGAGGGGGUACCCUGCCAGCCAACAUCACGGGGAACGGCAUCACUCGUGGCGGCCGACACUCCACGUUACGUAGUCAUCUGCUCUUUUGUCCGCCACUCUUCGACAGCAGGAUGCCGGGUUCGUUCAACUGUCCAAAGUUUACUCAGAUGAAACGCUGCAGCACUCUGCCGAGCAGGAGAACGCUGAAAAACUCCAGACUCGUCUGUAAAAAGGACGACGUCCAUGUUUGCAUCAUGUGCCUGCGUGCCAUCAUGAACUAUCAGUACGGCUUCAACAUGGUCAUGUCACACCCACAUGCUGUGAAUGAAAUUGCACUAAGUCUCAACAAUAAAAAUCCACGAACCAAAGCUCUGGUGCUGGAGCUCCUGGCGGCAGUUUGUCUCGUGAGAGGAGGCCAUGAAAUUAUUCUCUCCGCCUUUGACAACUUCAAGGAGGUAUGCGUGGAGACGCAGCGGUUUGAGAAGCUUAUGGAGUACUUCAAGAAUGAAGACAACAACAUUGACUUCAUGGUUGCAUGUAUGCAGUUCAUCAACAUUGUUGUGCACUCAGUGGAGGACAUGAACUUUAGAGUUCACCUACAGUACGACUUCACCAAGCUGGGCUUGGACGACUACUUGGACAAACUGAAGCACACAGAGAGCGAUAAGCUCCAGGUUCAGAUCCAGGCCUACCUGGAUAACGUGUUUGACGUUGGAGCGCUGCUUGAGGAUGCAGAGACCAAAAAUGCUGCCCUGGAGCGAGUGGAGGAGCUGGAGGAGAACAUGUCGCACAUGACAGAGAAGCUGCAGGACAUGGAGAAUGAAGCCAUGGCCAAGAUUGUGGAGCUGGAAAAACAGCUGAUGACGAGGAACAAGGAACUUGAAGCCAUUAAAGAAGUCUAUAAAGACUCCACCUCGCAGAUUCACUCGCUGAGGCAGAUGCUUAAGGAGAAGGAUGAGGCUAUCCAGCGCCAGAGUAAGCUGGAGAAGAAGAUCCACGAGCUGGAAAAGCAGGGGACCAUCCGGAUCCAGAAAAAGGGAGAUGGAGACAUCUCAAUCCUGCCUUCUUCGCUGCCCGGGAUGGAGGGUCUGCCGGGUGCCAUGGUGGGGGCAAACGGGACGGCUGCAGGAGUCGCAGGAGGCAUGUCUGCUGUACCUGCUCCCCCUCCUCCACCUCCUCCGCUGCCAGUCAACGGGCAAUUGCCAAAUGGACCAUCGAUGGAAAUUCCCACUGCAGCUGCCCCACCCCCACCGCCGCCACCCCCUCCACCGCCACCGCCGCCCCCCGGCCUCCCGUCAGAGACUUCUGCCCCUCUGCCUCCUCCACCUCCACCUAUGGCGCCCCCGCUUCCCGGAUGUGGGACGCCCACUGUGAUCAUGAAUUCAGGAUUGGCAGAGGGACCCAUCAAGCUUUUCUCUGUUAAGAUCAAGAAACCCAUCAAGACAAAGUUCCGCAUGCCUGUCUUCAACUGGGUCGCCCUGAAACCAAAUCAGAUCAACGGGACCGUCUUCAACGAGAUCGACGACGAGAGGAUACUCGAGGACCUGAAUGUUGAUGAGUUUGAGGAGAUGUUUAAGACUAAAGCUCAGGGCCCAUCCAUCGACCUCACCACGAACAAGCAGAAGGUCACUCACAAGGGACCCAACAAGGUGGCCCUGCUGGACUCCAACAGGGCAAAGAACCUGGCUAUCACGCUGAGGAAAGUGGGCAAGACGACCGAGGAGAUCUGCAAGGCCAUUCAGCUAUUCGACCUGCGGACUCUGCCAGUGGAUUUUGUGGAGUGCCUGAUGCGCUUCCAGCCCACCGAGAACGAGGUCAAAAUCCUGCGGCAGUUCGAGAAGGAGCGCAAGCCUCUGGAGAGCCUGACCGACGAGGACCGCUUCAUGAUGCAGUUCAGCAAGAUCGAGCGGCUCAUGCAGAAGAUGACCAUCAUGGCCUUCAUCGGAAACUUCAGCGAAAGCGUGCAGAUGCUCACGCCGCAACUUCAUGCCGUCAUUGCGGCGUCUGUGUCCAUCAAGUCGUCUCAGAAGUUGAAGAAGAUUUUAGAGAUUAUUUUGGCACUUGGAAACUACAUGAACAGCAGCAAAAGAGGAGCAGUGUAUGGAUUCAAGCUGCAGAGUUUAGAUUUGCUUCUUGAUACGAAGUCAACGGACCGGAAAAUGACCUUGCUGCACUACAUCGCCAACGUGGUCAAAGAGAAAUACCCACAAGUGUCUCUGUUCCACAACGAGUUGCACUAUGUUGAAAAGGCAGCAGCAGUGUCGCUGGAGAAUGUCCUGCUGGACGUUAAGGAGCUGCAUAGAGGCAUGGAGCUGACCAGGAGAGAGUACAGCAUGCACGGUCACAACACCAUGCUGAAAGACUUCAUCACACACAACGAGAGCAAGCUGAAAAAGUUGCAGGAUGAUGCCAAAAUUGCACAGGAUGCCUUUGAUGAGGCUGUGAAGUUCUUUGGAGAGAACUCUAAGACAACGCCGCCGUCUGUUUUCUUCCCGGUGUUUGUGCGAUUUGUGAAAGCCUACAGGCAAGCGGAGGAGGACAAUGAGCAGAAGAAGCGGCAGGAGCAGCUCAUGAUGGAGAAACUUCUAGAACAGGAGGCUAUGAUGGAGGAAGACCAGAAGUCUCCCUCCCGUAAAAGCAAGCGGCAGCAGCAGGAGCUGAUCCAGGAGCUCAGGAGGAAGCAGGUGAAGGACAGCCGGCAUGUCUACGAGGGCAAAGACGGCGCCAUCGAGGACAUCAUCACGGAUUUGAGGAAUCAGCCUUACAGGCGAGCGGACGCCGUGCGGAGGAGCGUCAGGAGGCGCUACGACGAUCAGAACCUGCGGCCGGUGAACAAUGGAGAAGUGGUCAUGUGACGAGGGGAAACAGAGGAUGUGCAGGAGAGGAACGUGGAUGGACGGUGGGACGGAAAGUCCGAUGCAGAACGAAGGAUAUCGGGUGUUUUGUAGCAAACAACGGGAGGACUAUACAUGUGCUAAUGUCAAACAAUGAAGGACUGAGACGUGUUUGGGACCGAAUUUAGCGUAGAAAUCAAGCCAAGUGCCUGAACUUUUUUGUUUUGUGAUCUUUUUUUUAUCUUCUGUGUGAAUGUUUUAAUUAUCCCCACAAACUCCCCCCGGUACCCAUAAGCAAUACAACUUGAGUUGGCUUUAAUGUUGAUAAGAUAUAAAACUGGACAUGCAGUGGCCUUAGGAGCCAUGUGAAAGAGUUAUCCUGGAAAAGCUACCUUAGAAUGUACUGGAGGUUUUUUGCCCCUUUCCUCUGUUUCUUAACUUUUGACACAUUCCGGUGCUCUCGUUCAUUCCCCACAAACCUCUUUUUAAUCAUCUCAUUCUUCUUUUAAUAAAUCGGGGUGAGCUGGCAUGAGGAAAGUGAGCAAAAUGUAUUUAAGACUAUAUUUUUUACUAAAAUAUGUUUAAAAAAAAAAAAAGAAAAAAUAUGUUGGAAAAAAAAUAGACCACUCUAAUGUGAACUGUAUUUAUUGCAGACAUCUACGUACUUUCUACAGCGCCUGGCAAAAGUAUUUGUACUGCUUAAACUUUUUGUUUUUACUUGGAAUUUAUGUUCUAGAUCAACACAAAGUGGUGUAUAGUCGAAGGACACUGAAGCAUGGCUUUAGAAAGAAUUUGACGUAAAAAUCUCAAAAGUGUGGCAUGCAUUUGCUCUCAUGUGCCUCAGGCAAAUUCUUUGUAGAGCUAACUUUAGCAGCAAGUCUUUUGAAGCAUGUCUCAAGCAGUGCAACGUGUCAAUUUUUAGACGGUCCCUGCUUAAGAAAAGCAUCCCACACAAUAAUGCUGCCACUACCAUGUGUCAGACUGGGGACAGAGUUCAGGGUUUUGGUUUUCCACCACAAUUUUUAUAGAAUAAGAUAUACUUUAUUGAUCCCCAAGGGGAAAUUGCUUAUUUGUUGAAAGCUACUCCUACUCCAACUUAGGUAAU